CCCGCCUCCACGCCCCGGGCGGUUUUUGCGGCGUGACCGUGACGGGAGGGGGCUGCGCGCGGCCGGAAGUGCCCCGCGGCGGGACCCCAAUGCACGGGAGCUCCGCUGGGAGGGGAGGCGCCCCGAGCCGCGGCGGAAGGAGCCGGGUGUCAGCCCCAGGGCCUUAACCUAAAGAAUCAAACAAGUUUUAAAGACUGCAAUCCGAAGAUCUUAUCUCUCUUAAAUUAGCUGUUUGUUGGCACUUGACAACUGUAGAUAACCAAGACGAUGGCUGCCAACAAGAACAAGAACCAGAGUUCUAUGGUCCUGCACAAAGUAAUCAUGGUUGGCAGUGGAGGCGUAGGCAAAUCAGCACUUACACUUCAGUUCAUGUAUGAUGAGUUUGUAGAAGACUAUGAACCUACCAAGGCUGACAGUUAUAGAAAGAAAGUAGUUCUGGAUGGGGAUGAAUUUCAGAUAGACAUUCUGGAUACAGCGGGACAGGAGGAUUAUGCAGCUAUUCGAGACAACUACUUCCGCAGUGGGGAGGGAUUUCUCCUUGUCUUCUCAAUAACUGAAUACGAAUCCUUUACAGCAACAGCAGAGUUAAGGGAACAGAUCCUGCGUGUGAAGGCUGAAGAGGACAAAAUCCCGUUGCUUGUGGUGGGAAAUAAAUCUGACCUGGAAGAGCGGAGGCAGGUGCCUGUGGAGGAGGCCAGAAGUAAAGCAGAGGAGUGGGGUGUGCAGUAUGUAGAAACUUCUGCCAAAACUAGAGCAAAUGUAGAUAAGGUAUUCUUUGAUCUAAUGAGGGAAAUCAGAGCAAAGAAAAUGUCAGAAAAUAAAGACAAGAAUGGGAAGAAAAGUGGCAAGAGCAAGAAAAGUUUUAAAGAAAGAUGUUGUUUACUGUGAUCCUUAGGACCUGUAAAUAUCUACAGAUGGAAUGAAUAAGACUUACUACUAAGGAUAUAGGGCUGGAUUCAUGAAAGGAAGUUUGUAUUGACUCCCUUAUGCUAUUUUUAUUCACUUACUGCCUUUUUAAAAUGAAGAAAAUUAAUUUGUGAACCAUUAGUCAACAGAAAUUUGAGCCCAUGUACACUGAAAUGGACUCGCUUUGCCAGCAACUUUCAAAGCUAGAAUUUUACCAGGAAAUAUGGUUCUUUGGGCAUUUUAUUUCUGUCUGAUUUGCAGGAAAUAAUCCCAUGUCAAUUUCAAAGUAGUAGCUUCUUGAUGUCUUUUCAAAUCUGAUCUCCCCCACCCCUAACCUGUAUUAGCCUCACCAAACAUCUCUGGUUGUCAUUUUAAAUUCAACCACAUUUUCCAGUGUCUGUGCACUCUCUGACUUUAAGUCAUUUUUGUAUUAAUUAUAGACAAACCAAUAUCUGGCAAGACUUUGAGGUUCUCACAGUCUUUAAGUGGCUGUUGAUAUUUUCUCAGACUAUCAGAAGUCUACUUGAAUGCCAACAUUUGAAGAUUUGGGAGUUGUCAUUCAAAAGCAAAUUAGCUGUGUCUGUUUGAUUAUUAGUCAAUGCAGUAUUCAUGAAUCAAGCCUACCGACUGAAAUUGGACUUUGUUUGGUAAUGCAACAUUUAGUAUUUAAAUACUGGUUAGUUGUAUUCCCAAUUGGCUCGUUUCCUCUCAUGGUUUUUUUAAAAAACAGACCAAAACAAUUAUUUGUUGGGUGGGUAAGUGACCUAAAACAAUAGUGUUUAUUUUUUUCGAAAGGAAACAAAUUGGCACUGAUUUAAAAAAACAAACCCCAAAAUUUGUAGUAUUCUGUAUUGAGGCUAGACUCCUACAGUUGCUUCUUUUUCAUCUGCUCUUUACUCCCCUUUUCCUCAAAAUCAUUAUCUUAACUGUUUAAAGUGCAUAUUGUCUAUUUUUGUUACAUUGUAAUACAUGUAUUCAUGUCAUGGAGAUACUGCAUCUCUGUUUUCCAUUUUGUUUAAGAGAAACUUUUUUUUUCUUUUUGGGAAAGGACAUAGGCCACCGAUCACAAAACUAUGCAAAUGGAACCAGUGUGAGGCUUUUAUGCUACCUCACAACUCGACACAGUUACUUGGCUAGUAAGUAAGUUGCUAAAUGUCAGAAACAAAGCUGAAAUGAAGUUAGGCAACUGUCAUAUAGUAUGUUAUUUGCUGUUAAUUUUUACUGUACUGUUCUGCACAUUUAUCUAAAAUAUGGAGACAUUUUCGCUGAGUUUCGCUGUCAAAGCUACAGUUGAAGUUAGUCCUAAAUGAUCAGCUACAUUAGAAUAGAAAUAGGGGAACUAUAUGGGAAACAUAUUUAGCAGUUUUUGUCUCUGUGUCAGACGUAUUUCACUUAAAUACCUUUUGCAACUUAAUGGUGUCAAUCAAGUUCCGUUGCCAAAAAUAUGUAUUUCCAUCUUGUUGCUGUAGCAGAGAUUGUCAACCUUUAUAAUUACCCUGCUUCUGGAAUACAUUUUGUACAGUUUCCCAAUGAAUCAUAGAAAAACUCCUGUUUGAAUUUUAAAAAAGACAAAUAUAUUAUCUGAAAAC
Molecule: messenger RNA, 2495 nt
Organism: Dermochelys coriacea (leatherback sea turtle)
Lineage: Eukaryota; Metazoa; Chordata; Testudines; Dermochelyidae
Gene: RALB
Product: RAS like proto-oncogene B
Exons: 6
Coding region: 268-888 (206 amino acids)
Biological process (GO): Ras protein signal transduction
Cellular component (GO): plasma membrane
Molecular function (GO): GTP binding; GDP binding; GTPase activity
Source: RefSeq, a predicted model, not a curated record